AUGCGUUUAUGGGUCGCGCUGCUUUUGUGUGUUGCAGGCGCCUGGGGCCUGAAGCUGCUGGAGGCACGCAUCCCGUCGUACGUGGUCCGCAACCAGAGCGUGACGCACCAGUGCCUGUUCGACCUGGAGGGCGAGGCGCUCUACUCGGUCAAGUGGUACAAGGACGGCCGCGAGUUCUACCGCUACGUGCCCCGCGACGCGCCGCCCGCGCAGCUCUUCCCGCUCGCUGGGGUCACCGUAGACAUGGAGAGCUCCAACGCCAGCCAGGUGGUGUACAAGACGGUGGGACUGGGCAGCUCCGGCCGCUACCGCUGCGAGGUGUCUGGGGAGGCGCCCUCCUUCCAGACCGUCACGGACCACGGGGACAUGGUCGUCGUCGCUCUGCCGGAGGAUGGCCCAGUGAUCACGGGCGCGCGGGCCCGCUACCACGUGGGCGACACGGUGCACCUCAACUGCACUUCCGGCCGUUCCAGACCUCCCGCGGAGCUCACGUGGUUCGUCAACGGCGAACAGGCGAAUUCCAGCGUGCUGGUGGGCCCCGAGGUGGUGGGCCCGGCUGACGCGGAAGGCCUGGUGUCGGCACGGCUGGGACUCCACUUCCGGUCGCAGGCGGCACACUUCCGGCACGGCGGCUCGAUGAAGCUCAAGUGCCUGGCGACGGUGGCCACCGUCUACUGGCGCAGCAACGAGGAGAGCGUGCGCGGCGACAAGCCGCAGAGGGCGCGCGUCAUGGAGAGCCGGGGAGCCGCAGCCGCCGCGCGCGGGCCCGCCGCCUGCGCGCUCUGCACGCUGCCUGCAGGUGGGUCUCACUCAAGUUCAGGGUCAAGGUCAUAA
This is a messenger RNA of Schistocerca cancellata (South American locust), 834 nucleotides long. Its product is annotated as cell adhesion molecule 2-like. NCBI's taxonomy places the organism in Eukaryota, Metazoa, Arthropoda, Insecta, Orthoptera, Acrididae. The transcript is spliced from 5 exons. The record is from RefSeq and is a predicted model, not a curated record. Bases 1 to 834 code for a protein of 277 amino acids.